AUACACUACUGGAGGAAAAAUCACAGGAAUUUCUCAUUUGCACGUUAGCGGGACAGGAGGUGAAUCAAAAUACGGAGUGAUAAGUCAAUUCCCUGUAAUAGAUUCACCUGAAGAUCCACUUAAUUUCAAUAAUAUCAAUUCAGAACGUUCAUUUGAACAUUUUGAAGUUGGUUAUGCAAAAUUUGGAUUAAAACGUUAUAAUAUUACAGUUGAACUAGCGGCUAGUAAAAGAGCAGGUCUUCAUCGAUACACUUUUCCUCCAACAAAAAAUAAUGUUAAAAUUCUUAUUGAUUUACCUCAUAAUCUUAAUGUGCCUUCCUAUGCUUAUACUCAUCAGUAUCUCGGCGGGGCAAUACAAUCUAUUUCAUUUAAUCAAGUAAAAGGUGCAGGUCGCUAUAGCGGAGGUUGGAAUCAAGGAGGUCCCUAUAUAGUUUAUUUCUGUUCUCAAUUUAACGUUGAUGCUAUAGAAUUUGCGACCUGGACGGGCGAUAAUCCUUAUUAUCAAGGUCAAAUUUAUUUUGACGGAAAUACAUAUUUUGGUAAAAUUAAUGGAGCUAUUUUAACAUUUAAUGCUACCGAAAAUCCGGUAAUCACAUCAAGAGUUGGAAUUUCAUUUAUUUCGGCUAAUCAAGCUUGUGUAAAUGCUGAAAGUGAAAUACCGGAUUGGAAUUUUGAAAAGACUAGACAAGAAACUGUAAAUGCUUGGCAGACAGAAUUAGAAAAGAUAUAUGUUGAGGGAGGAACUGAUGAGUUUAAAACCAUUUUUUAUAGUAGCUUAUACAGAACCAUGAUUAUGCCUAGUGAUAGAACUGGUGAGAAUCCAAAAUGGAGGUCAUUUGAUAAAAAUGGUGAUUUAAUACCACAUUAUGGAGAUUUCUACGCUAUAUGGGACACAUUUAGAACGACAAAUCCAUUAUUUACACUUUUUCAACAAAAACGAGCUGUAGACAUUGUUAGAUCACUAAUUGAUAUAUAUCAAAAUGAAGGAUACAUGCCCGAUGGAAGAAGUGGAUUGGCGAAUGGGAUUACACAAGGUGGAUCUAAUGGCGAUAUGCUCGUGGUUGAAACAUACUUAAAAAAGUUAGGCAUGGACAUAAUAGACUGGGAUCUUGCUUAUGAAGCUUUAAUAAAGGACGCAGAAGUUGAUCCAGUUCCAGAGAAUCGCGGUCUAUUCGAGGGCCGAUUUUUAUUAUCGUAUUAUAAAAGUUUAGGCUAUAUACCUAUCCUAGAUGAGUAUAAAUAUAUGUAUGGUUUUAGCCCUUGCAGUAGAACCAUAGAGUAUUCUGCCAAUGAUUAUAGUAUUAGUCUUAUUGCUAAAGAGUUGGGUAAACAUGAUGACUAUAUUAAGUACAUAAAACGAGCAAGUUAUUGGGAGAAUCUGUGGAAUCCCAAUAUAACUUUUAAUGGUGCGAAAGGAUUUAUGAUGCCAAGGUAUAAAAACGGUACAUAUCAGAAAUUGGAUAUUUUAGGAGAAGAUGGUGUUCGUUAUGCAUUUUAUGAGGCUACUCCAUGGGAAUAUAGUUUAGAUAUACCUUUUG
Molecule: messenger RNA, 1538 nt
Organism: Racocetra persica
Lineage: Eukaryota; Fungi; Glomeromycota; Glomeromycetes; Diversisporales; Gigasporaceae
Source: the annotation of a GenBank genome assembly